Messenger RNA from Octodon degus (degu), 2500 nucleotides. RefSeq names its product cysteine and serine rich nuclear protein 3 (gene Csrnp3). Gene Ontology annotation, biological process: regulation of transcription by RNA polymerase II. The coding region runs from base 276 to 2036 and encodes 586 amino acids. The record is from RefSeq and is a predicted model, not a curated record. NCBI's taxonomy places the organism in Eukaryota, Metazoa, Chordata, Mammalia, Rodentia, Octodontidae. Gene Ontology annotation, molecular function: DNA-binding transcription factor activity, RNA polymerase II-specific; sequence-specific DNA binding. The transcript is spliced from 5 exons. Gene Ontology annotation, cellular component: nucleus.
CUCCGUGAGCCUGACGCCGUGCACUAGCAGCAGGUAAUGAGGCUUUGUGCAGAGUGGAGCUCUUCUCGCUGAACAAUAAAGCAUAUGGUACCAGCAAUAAAACACAGGGCCGGGAGAUUCGGGAAGAUUCCGCUGAACCAGGAAGACUGGUGCCUUCUGUGAUGCUGACACACACUGUAAAAUGAUAACCAAUUUAUUUGGGAUCCUAAUGAAUAAAGAGUACAAGGAUUAAGACUACAGCUAUUUGAACAGGUCCAUGUGACAGCGCUGCAGCGAUGAGCGGCAUUUUAAAGCGGAAGUUUGAAGAAGUGGACGGCUCCUCACCCUGCUCCUCUGUGCGGGAAUCUGACGAUGAGGUUUCCAGCAGUGAAAGCGCGGACAGCGGGGACAGCGUCAAUCCCUCCACCUCGAACCAUUUCACCCCAUCCUCCAUUCUCAAGAGGGAGAAGCGGCUGAGGACCAAGAAUGUGCAUUUCAGCUGUGUCACCGUGUACUACUUCACCAGGAGGCAGGGCUUCACGAGUGUGCCCAGCCAGGGGGGCAGCACCCUGGGCAUGUCCAGCCGCCACAACAGCGUGCGCCAGUACACCUUGGGCGAGUUCGCCAGGGAGCAGGAGCGGCUGCACCGGGAGAUGCUGAGAGAACACCUCAGGGAAGAGAAGCUGAACUCUUUAAAACUCAAGAUGACUAAGGAUGGCACCGUGGAGUCAGAAGAGGCCAGCACGCUUACGGUGGAUGACAUUUCUGAUGACGAUAUAGAUUUAGACAACACUGAAGUAGACGAGUACUUCUUCCUACAACCCCUGCCAACAAAAAAGCGAAGAGCACUGCUGCGAGCUUCUGGAGUUAAAAAGAUAGACGUGGAAGAGAAGCACGAGCUGCGUGCCAUCCGCCUGUCGCGGGAGGACUGCGGCUGUGACUGCAGAGUGUUCUGCGAUCCAGAAACAUGUACCUGCAGCCUGGCGGGUAUUAAGUGUCAGGUGGACCGUAUGUCUUUCCCCUGUGGCUGCACUAAAGAAGGGUGUAGUAACACAGCAGGUAGAAUUGAAUUUAAUCCUAUCCGUGUCCGGACUCACUUUUUGCACACAAUAAUGAAACUUGAACUGGAGAAAAACCGAGAGCAGCAAAUCCCCACACUGAACGGCUGCCACGGGGAGAUAAGCGCGCACAGUAGUUCCAUGGGCCCUGUCGCUCACUCCGUAGAAUAUUCUAUCGCAGACAAUUUUGAGAUUGAAACUGAACCCCAAGCCGCGGUGCUGCACUUGCAGUCUGCCGAAGAAUUAGAUUGCCAAGGAGAAGAGGACGAAGAGGAGGAAGACGGGAGCAGCUUUUGCAGCGGCGUCACUGACUCCAGCACACAAAGCUUGGCUCCUAGUGAGUCGGAUGAGGAGGAGGAGGAAGAGGAGGAGGAAGAAGAGGAGGAGGAGGAGGAGGAGGAGGAUAAAAGAGAUGGCUUUGUGGAAGGUCUGGGCACCCAUGCUGAUGUUGUGCCUCUCCCUUCGGUCCUUUGCUAUUCAGAUGGCACGGCUGUUCAUGAAAGUCACACAAAAAAUGCUUCUUUUUAUGCCAACUCUUCAACUCUCUACUACCAAAUAGAUAGCCACAUUCCAGGAACACCUAGCCAGAUCUCUGAGAACUACUCUGAGAGAGAUUCUGUCAAGAGCGGUACCCUUUCGUUGGUGCCUUACACCAUGACCCCAGAGCAAUUUGUUGACUAUGCCCGACAAGCAGAAGAGGCCUACGGUGCCUCGCAUUAUGCAGCUGCCAACCCCUCUGUGAUCGUUUGCUGCUCCUCGUCCGAGAACGAUAGUGGGGUGCCCUGCAGUAGUUUAUAUCCUGAACACAGGUCCAGUCAUCCUCAAGUAGAAUUCCACUCAUACUUGAAAGGCCCUUCCCAGGAAGGGUUUGUGUCCACACUGAAUGGUGACAGUCACAUUUCGGAGCAUCCUGCUGAAAAUUCUUUGAGCCUUGCAGAAAAGAGCAGACUGCACGAAGAGUGCAUCAAGUCGCCUGUGGUGGAGACUGUUCCCGUGUAGAAGGAGCAGCGCAAGCUCCUCUGUCACAGGACCACCGACUCUUCUAUUCGAGGCACUGCGUUCAGCUGGAUUUCUGGGGCUCCUCGUUGCUCAAACUGAAGACCGAAAAGAUUUGGACUGUGAUCAAUCUUCCAGACUGUAUUUUGUUUCCUCCUUUUUCGCUACCUGAUGUGGCAUUACACAAAUACAGUCACGGUGGGGAUUUUAAAAGAUUUUAGACUGUUUUGAUAGAAAAUGCUAAAUUUUAAACAUGUGUCUCUCACAGUUGCCUACCUGUCAAACUGUGUGAAACCUGCCAAGCUGUGCAGAUCAGAGCUCCAAGGUUUGGAUUAUCGGGCCUGUGCAAGAUUGUUAACUAAGACUGCAAAAUAAUAAGAUUUAGAGUCCUAAUUUUCAAUAUAUCUGAAGAUGAUGGUGACUUUUUAAUGUAAAAGUAAUUAUUGUAAGAAAAAGAUUUAAUUGUU